AUGCCCUCCGCUGCCGACGAGCGGCCCACGCUGCAGGAGACGCUAGACUUAUUACACCAAGCUUCCAGAACGCCGGUCAAGCAACGCACCAUCAAGCUCUCGAGCAUAGUUGAUGUCAUAUGCCGCUACGCGUCAGACGAGGGCCUUGACCAGGAUGCUCUUCGAAAGGUUGUACAGCUGAUAUCGGUCAAGACAUGCUUAGACCAGACCUCCAUCACCACCCUGAUUAGAAACCUGUACCCUGCCCGCCGCAUCCCGCGUGAUGUCAUUGUCACCGUGGUCGGGGCCCUUGGGCAAGGCAAAGGAAAACCAUCGCCUGGCACCCAAGACAGCCUUGUAAAGUGGCUUGUUACCGUCCACGAGAUCAUCGAAGAUCCGCAUGUUCUUUCACGUCUGUAUGGCGUCUUGUUUGGCAUGCUGGACAUGAUCAGCAUCAGGACUCCCUUGUGCCAUCUGCUGUCUCUCAUCACUCGCCGAAAGCACGUCAAGCCCUUCCGAAUACAGCAGCUUCUCGAGUUAUCCCGCGGUUUGGGCAACGAACCAGCGCUACAGGGUCUCCUCCGUGUGUAUAAGGACUACUACCCCGAUAUCAUUCUUGGGAGCACUUCCACAAGCCGUAAAUCUUUUGCUCCGCGACCGGAUGACGAAUGGAGAGCCAGGAUCGCUGCGGUUCAUGAGGCAAGCACCGCAGCAGAUUUGUCCGCCGCCCAUGUCCACAACGGCUUCAAGGUGCUACGAAGAGGACCUAAAGAUAGCAAAAACUCGGCUAUACCAGAAGUGCACACGUACCAUGCGACCGAGAAUUCGAUAACCCUCGAGGGUAUCGAUAGUGUUGAUGACUUUGUUGAGAAACUCGACAGAAUAGAGCCUCCUGGUCAGCUGGUCUCGCUCCUUGCAGAUCCACUGUUGCAAAAGUAUGUUGAUCUCAAACCAUCACGGAUCACAACUGCUAGAAUCGGCAUAUGGCUCGCCGCCUGUCUGGAGGAGCAGUUUGAGGCCUAUCGCCAAGGGGCUGGAGAUGAUCAACACCUUAAUGAGAUCCUUAGUGGUCUCCUGAGAUAUGCUCAGUAUACAAAGACAUUGCAUCCUACUGUGUUGGCAUUCCUCCGAGAAUAUCUACCGGUGUGGGAUGGGCAGCAGCACCUUGAGGCGAUUCUAGGUCUGCUGUCUUACAUCGACAUAGAACGAUUCGAAGACGUCCAUGCGACAUAUCUUUCGCCGAUGGAGCGAGCUCUAGCGGCUCAGAGCAUCUCGGCGUACACAAAGCUCGCCGAGUACUACACUGCUCUCCUGCAGCAUCAUACAUCGACGGCAAUUACCGACUCUACCAGUCGCGACAGUGCACGCGAUCAAGCACUAAGCGAUCUGACGACGCACAUAGCCACAUUGUUCACAUCAGCUCUUCUCUCAAUACCCCCUGGGUCAGGCAGCGAUGUCACAUCGUCGAUUCUUUCCUUCUACGAACUGCUCAGUACUUCCUCGAAACCACACGUCGUACCCAUACAGCUUCCUCCGAUGCAUCUCAUCUAUCUUCUGGUCCAGGAUACUUCGUCAACAACAUUUGCACGCGUCUGCGGUAUCAUCGGCGCCUACAAGCUAGCUUUUGACAAGCACCCCAAACCCGUCAAGGCCUACUACCCUCUUGAAGUCACGGAUACAUUCAACCGCUGUCUGCGAGACAUAUACAACCUCAUCUGGAUAGGUCGCGGUCUCAUGGUACAGGAAAUGAAAUCCCAUGGAUUGUACUGUGAUCCGCUGCUUCGCUCUACCCUCCACACGUAUCUGAAGAGCGUGAAUCGCACAUACGCCAUCGAUACAGCAUUCAAUCUGUCCAACAAUGCAUGGCUGGCGCCGCUGUCUGCUGCAGCGUGGCGUCAGAUCGAGGAACGCAUGAUUGAAAAAGAGGGUCUUGAUAAGAACAGCGUUACAUUACAUCAAGGUCCUGUUAGCGAGAAGAGCUUGGGGUUGCUGAAAGACAAGGGUGGUGUGAAGGUAGAUUGGGACGGUGCACAUGGGUACAAGGCCAUGGUACUUCAGUGGCUGCAUGAGAGAGGUCUCGGUGGGAUCAGGCAUUUGAUGUUUGCUACAGUGAUGAACCUAAAGGCCAUGAAGUUCGGGACGACGCUGCGCAAGAGCGUGUAUGCGCCAUGGAAGGACCAGUACAUUGACUACGACAAGCUCAAGAAGCUGCUCAAGGACAACGAGGACGACGACUCGUGGACCGCCGACGACGAGAGCGCCUUUGUCGACGAGCUGGCCAACGUGCAGCUGGAAAAGGUGCACAACUUCAUCACCGACGUCUCGCAGAAGCUGCGCGACCGCACCUCGGCAUGCGAAAAGAAGCUGGAGCCAUUGGCCGUGGGCAUCCAGGCCGGCGAUGCGAACGAGUCCAAGGACGCCCAGGGCGAAGGCCUGCUGGCGGGCGCCUCGGGCGAUGCGUCCAAGAAGCCAGAGCUCAGCCAAGAGGAGCGCGCGAAGCUGCUAAAGGAAGUGCUGCAGGAGCUCGACAGCAUCACCAAGGAGACCAAGGAGCUCGAGGCCUUUAGUCGCAUCAACUUCACCGCCGUCAUCAAGGCGACCAAGAAGCACGACAAGCUGCGCGGCAGCUCGUACCGCCUGCGCCCCUUCAUCGACGCCCGCAUCGCCCGCCACCCGCUGCACACCGAGGACGCUUCGCCGCUGCUGUACAGGCUGUCGGCGCUCUACUCGUUUGUCCGCCAGAGCCUCGAGGGCAAGCCCAAGGAGGCCUUGUCCUUUGCCGACGACAGCAGCGCCGGCGAGGGCUUCACCUCUCACAAAUUCUGGGUCCACAUGGACAAUCUCUUCGAGGUCAAGACGGUCAUUCUCCGCCGCCUCCCCGUCCUCGUCUACAACCCCCAAACCUCCCGGGUCGCCGAGGGCACCCAGCGCGACCCAACAAUCACGUCCAUCUACUUUGACAACCCAGACUUCUCGCUCUACUCGGACAAGGUUAAUGGCAAGCCGGAUGCGGCCUCGCUCCGCCUUAGGUGGUACGGACAGCUCAGCGAGAAGCCCGAGAUUGUGUUUGAGAAGAAGGUCAUCAAGGAGGGCGAUGCCGCCGAGGAGAUCCGCUUCCCCAUCAAGGCCAAAUACGUCCAGCCCUUCCUCGAGGACAAGUACCACAUGGAGAAGAGCAUCGAGAAGAUGGAGUACAGGCCCAACAAGGACCAGCAAAAGUUGGAUCAGUUCAAGAGCACCGUGAGCGACAUCCAGGCCUUUGUCAAGGAACAGAAGCUACAGCCGAUGCUCCGUGCAAACUACACGCGCACUGCCUUCCAGAUCCCUGGCGACGACCGCAUCCGCAUCUCGCUCGACACCAAUCUUGCUCUCAUUCGCGAGGACGCGCUCGACGAGAGCAGGCCGUGCCGUGACCCCGAAGACUGGCACAGGCGCGACAUUGACGAUGCACAGAUGGAGUACCCGUUUAAGACCCUCAAGAAGGGCGAGAUUCACAAGUUUCCCUAUGCGCUGCUUGAGAUCAAGGUCAAGGGCUCACAAAAGUACGAGUGGAUCGACGACCUGAUGCACUCGCAUCUGGUCAAGGAGUCGCCUCGUUUUUCCAAGUUUGUCCAGGGUGUCGCCAAGCUGUUCGAGGACAAUGUCAACACAUUCCCCUUCUGGCUCAGCGAAGUGGACAACGACAUCAGAAAGGAACCCGAAAAGGCGUUUGAUGAUGAGCAGGAAAAGAAGCGCAAAGCCGCCGAAGACGAGUUUGCCGUUGGCUCUCUGUUCGGCGCACGUGCAAGUCCUAGCUUCCGCCCGUCCAUUGCUUCGCCUGUUGGCUCACCUGCGGCUACACGCUCUGUGCCCAAGAGUGCCAGCGCCGCAGCCCAUUCGCAGCCUGCCGUCAAGCCUCCACUGUCAAACAUUGGCUCGCACCUUUCACAGACGGAGCGCAACGGAAACAACACCGGCGCUCGCGUAGAGGAAGAUUCAGACUCGGAUGACGAUGUGGUUCCUGCGGGAAAGACGCAGAAAAGUGGACUUGCCUCCCUCUUCCCAUCCUUUUCCACAUCCAAGUACGCUCGCCGGCAACAGCGCAAGAUCCAGCUGCCACCAGGUAUCAGAGACCCUGGCGUGUGGAUCAAAGACCAAGGCCCCGUCAAGGUCGAGGCCAAGGUCUGGCUUGCGAACCAGCGUACAUUUAUCAAGUGGCAACACGUUAGUGUCUUGCUUGCCUCUCUCUCGCUCGGUCUGUACAACGCGGCUGGUGAGGGCAACAACAUUGCACGCGCACUCGCUGUCGUGUAUACGUGCAUCGCCGCCUUUACCCUAGCAUGGGGCUACAUUAUGUACAUGUAUAGGGCCAAGCUGAUUCGGGAGAGGAGCGGAAAGGAUUUUGAUGCCAUUACGGGACCGCUGGUUGUGUGCGUGGGUCUGGCCGUGGCCUUGUGUUUGAACUUUGGCUUCAAGUAUAAUGCUUUGGUCAAGGAGGCCCAUCGUGAUCACCAUCAUCACACCAAUGCCAGCGCCAGCUUCGUCGAGGACCAAAUGGAAUUGAGAAUCUAAGGCUCCGCGCCGCCUUUGUCUCGCUCAACACUGGAAAGAACAAGUCUUGUGUCAGCACUUACUCAUUGAAUUGGGUCCACAAUCACUUGUUUGUGCUAUGUUAUCGGUUCCUCAGCCUCAUGGACACGAGCAUGUCAGGAGUGUGUAUGUGUGUGUAAUAUCACACGGGCUAAUCUAAAUCGUGCAACGGCGCACACACAUGGACAUGAUGUGUUCAAGAGAGAAAAGAAAAAGACCAGGAAUAGGAACAAAAAGGAAUAAAAUAUCCCGCAGUGAGACCUUGUUUGGAACUAGUACAGCGGUUUCAACGGGGGGGGGGCAAGUAUGCAUGUGACGAUAUCAGUCACACACACACACAC
Molecule: messenger RNA, 4889 nt
Organism: Exserohilum turcica Et28A
Lineage: Eukaryota; Fungi; Ascomycota; Dothideomycetes; Pleosporales; Pleosporaceae
Exons: 11
Coding region: 1-4530 (1509 amino acids)
Cellular component (GO): vacuolar transporter chaperone complex; fungal-type vacuole membrane; kinetochore
Source: RefSeq, a predicted model, not a curated record